This is a messenger RNA of Rubroshorea leprosula, 1203 nucleotides long. Lineage: Eukaryota; Viridiplantae; Streptophyta; Magnoliopsida; Malvales; Dipterocarpaceae. The record is from the annotation of a GenBank genome assembly.
GAGUCUGAAACUAGGGAACUUAAUUAAUCACAGUUGUUGUUUCCUCAGCAGCCAUUGCCAAAGAAGUUCUUCAAAAAAAUGACCUUAUCUUCUCUAACCAAAUCGCCAUUGAUGCCAUCCGAGCUCACCAGCACCAUGAAGUGGGUCUGCCUUGGAUACCCGUUUCUCCGCUGUGGAGAAACCUUCGCAAAAUAUGCAAUUUACAUAUCUUGGCCAGUCAGAAACUGGAUGCCAAUGAGCAUCUACGGUGCAGGAAAAUUGAACAACUCCUUGCCAUGGUUCAAGAAAGUUGCCAUCUCGGGGAAGCAAAAGAUUGACCCGCAAGGCAUUAGACGCAGGAUGACUAUUCUUUCUGCAAAGUUGCUUAAGGUUUUCGAUCAAAUGUAUGACGUGCGAGUGCAGCAGAGGAAAGGGAAGGGUUUUGUCACCACAAGUGAUGUCUUGGACACUCAUAACAUCAUUGAAGACAAAACAGUGGAGCUUAACAGGAGGGAGACAAUACAUUUUUUUUUUUGCCAGAGCAGAGUUAGAAGAAACGAUCGGGAGGGGAAAGCAGGUACAGGAAUCAGACAUUGUUCGCUUGCCGUACUUGGAAGCUGUCAUCAAAGAAACCCCCGGAUGCACCCACCAGUGCCUCUGCUGCUCCCACGCAGAGCUGGAGCUGAUGCAGAAAUCCGUGGGUUUACAUUGCCAGAGGGUGCGCAAGUGCUGGUCAACGCAUGGGCUAUAGGCAGGGACCCCAGCAUUUGGGAGAUGCCACACUGUUUUAUACCGGAGAGGUUCUUGGGUUCGGAAAUCGAUGUAAAAGGCAGAGACUUUGAGCUCAUUCCAUUCGGUGGAGGACGGCGGAUUUGUCCCGGACUGUCUCUUGUAUUAAGAAUGUUGCAUUUGAUGUUGGGUUCUCUUAUAAACUGCUUUGACUGGAAGCUUGAAGGUGGAGUUAAGCCGGAGACCAUGAACGUGGAAGAGAAAUUUGGGAUUGCAUUAGAGAAAGCCAAACCCUUGCGGGCUAUAGCUAUACCCGUUCCUGUGUGAUAGUCAUAACAUUUCCUACCUAAAUUUAGGGGUGGGCAGAAACCGGUUUCGCGUUAAACCAAAAUUGAUUUCAAAUUAACCAAAACUUUUUUCCUCAAUUUUAAGAAUUGAAAUCGAACCAAACUUCUCUGUUUUUGGUUUGGUUACUAAUAAAAUUGGUUAUUUCAU